AUGUCAGGAUGCACCCCGGGGGCAGGACGGAAGGCUGGUUUAGUAGUUGCAAUUGGGGUUGAUAUCAUAAAGACGUCUCGAUUCGAAAAACUACUUAGAACAAAGACGACAUCUUUUGCAGAACGAUUGUCCAAGAGAAUACUACAUCACACUCACGAAUUGCCCAAGUUUAACGAGAUGGAUGCAGGAAGACAAGUUCAGUUCAUGGCAGGGUCCUGGGCUGCCAAAGAAGCGUUGUUUAAAACAUUGCACCAAGAAGAACAGGACGUGUUUAAUUUCAACGAAUGGUAUCGGUAUAACAAUUCAUCGGGUAAGCCAUUUAUAUCGAAUGACAAAUACGAUUACAACAACGAGGAAUUCCAUCUAAGUAUAUCCCAUGAUGAUUCUUUGGUAAUUGCCACCGUUUUGCGACAGAAACUCUACAGUUUGGACUCCAAAGGUUUAUAG
Molecule: messenger RNA, 447 nt
Organism: Lodderomyces theae
Lineage: Eukaryota; Fungi; Ascomycota; Pichiomycetes; Serinales; Debaryomycetaceae
Gene: PPT2
Product: holo-[acyl-carrier-protein] synthase
Exons: 1
Coding region: 1-447 (148 amino acids)
Biological process (GO): fatty acid biosynthetic process
Molecular function (GO): magnesium ion binding; holo-[acyl-carrier-protein] synthase activity
Source: RefSeq, a predicted model, not a curated record